GCGGUGGUAGCGUCCGCCCGGGCGGGUUCAAUGGCCUGGACCGGACCACGGCUCGGGGUAGGGGGAGGAUGGUCCUGAUCCCUUGAGGUGGGAGACUCAGCGCCGUGACAGUGGGCAAGUCCCUGGGCCUCGGUGUCCACCGUACAACGGGCAUCCCCCCGGCUCCGGCUGCCCCUGAGACCAUCCGACGCUGGCUCCCCGUUGGGGUUACCAUCUUCGGCCUGGAGGCUUCGGACACUCCUCCCCCCAUCUCCUCCGGGCUGGACCUCGGGAUUACUCCUCGUUUGACUAAGCCUACAAAUAACAAAAAAGUGAUGCCGAGCCAGCCCCUGAGCCAAGAAGCCAGGGCCAUGGAGGGGGACGGGGACUCUGCCCCCGAGAUGAACGGGCUGGAGGAGGAGGCCAGCGAAGAUGAGCAGAGCAGUAGCCAGGCAGAGUCCGAGGGUGAGAGUUCAGAAAUGGAUGAGGAAGACUGUGAGCGCCGCCGGGUCGAGUGCCUUGGGGAGAUGUCGGAGCUGGAGAAGCAGUUCUCAGAGCUAAAGGAGAAGCUGUUCAAGGAGCGGCUGAGCCAGGUGCAUUUCCGGCUGGAGGAGGUCGGGGCAGAGCGUGCCCCUGAGUACACCGAGCCCCUUGGGGGACUUCAGCAGAGCCUCAAGAUUCGAAUUCAGGUGGCAGGUAUCUACAAGGGCUUCUGUCUGGAUGUGAUCAGGAAUAAGUAUGAAUGUGAGCUUCAGGGAGCCAGGCAGCACCUGGAGAGCGAGCGGCUGCUACUCUAUGAUGCCCUCCAGGGGGAGCUCCAGGAACAGAUUCAGCGACUAGAGGAGGACAGGCAGAGCAUGGACAUCAGCUCUGAGUGGUGGGAUGACAAGCUACACCCCAAAGGGAGAUCGCGGUCCUGGGAGUCCCUGCAGCCGGGCAAGAGGAAGAAGGCGCCCCUCGUCUCUGGCCCGUAUAUUGUCUACAUGCUGGAGGACGUGGACAUUCUAGAGGACUGGACGGCUAUUAAGAAGGCUAAGGUGGCCGUGUCCCCACAGAAGAGGAAACCUGAGGGCCCUGAAGGGCAGACAAGCUGCACCCAAGGCCUGAGCGGACACCUGGGGCUCCUGGACCGCCUCCUGGGCCCUGCAGCCACCAGAUGACUCCGUGGCCCGCACUCUGCCGCCCUUUCCUCCACUGUCUAGCCUCAUGACAGCCGGGAUGCCACCGGGCUUCAGAUGUGGGGCUGACCCAGGCGUCCUGGACGCCCAGAGCUGCUAGACUCUAAGAAUGUCCCUUUGCCCACCCCUCCCCCCCCAGGCCCAGGGCCGGCUGCCGGGGCAGGGCCGGGCCCUUGGAAGCUCCUUGAGAUGACAUCCGGGGAUUGAGAAGGGAGGAGCCCAGUCCUUCUGGGGUCCUGGGGAUCGGAAUCAUGGGAACAUAAUUAAAAUUAAAUAAUGAAAA
Molecule: messenger RNA, 1440 nt
Organism: Dromiciops gliroides (monito del monte)
Lineage: Eukaryota; Metazoa; Chordata; Mammalia; Microbiotheria; Microbiotheriidae
Gene: BRMS1
Product: BRMS1 transcriptional repressor and anoikis regulator
Exons: 10
Coding region: 315-1139 (274 amino acids)
Biological process (GO): negative regulation of transcription by RNA polymerase II
Cellular component (GO): Sin3-type complex
Molecular function (GO): histone deacetylase binding
Source: RefSeq, a predicted model, not a curated record